Molecule: messenger RNA, 1198 nt
Organism: Aspergillus caelatus
Lineage: Eukaryota; Fungi; Ascomycota; Eurotiomycetes; Eurotiales; Aspergillaceae
Product: porin
Exons: 6
Coding region: 91-945 (284 amino acids)
Biological process (GO): monoatomic anion transmembrane transport
Cellular component (GO): mitochondrial outer membrane
Molecular function (GO): voltage-gated monoatomic anion channel activity
Source: RefSeq, a predicted model, not a curated record
CUUCUCCCCUCACCGUUUCCGUCCCCUUACAACCUUUAUAUUACCUUUACGAUACCCACGUUAUCGUUAACCACUCCUCUCACAUUCAUAAUGUCUGCUCCUGCUUCUUUCUCUGACAUCGCCAAGGCGGCCAACGAUCUCCUUAACAAGGAUUUCUACCACACCAGCGCUGCCAGCCUUGAGGUCAAGUCCAAGGCUCCCAAUGGCGUCACCUUCAACGUGAAGGGCAAGAACGCCCACGAGGGUCCCAUCGCUGGCUCUCUCGAGGCCAAGUAUGUCGACAAGCCUACUGGCCUCACCCUCACCCAGGCAUGGACCACUGCCAACGCCCUCGACACCAAGCUCGAGCUCGACAACAACAUUGCCAACGGCCUCAAGGCCGAGAUCCUCACCCAGUACCAGCCUUCCAAGCAGUCCAAGGGUGCUAAGGUCAACCUUCACUUCAAGCAGCCCAACCUGCACGCCCGUGCCUUCUUCGACCUCCUGAACGGCCCCUCCGCCAACUUCGACGCUGUCCUCGGCCACGAGGGCUUCCUUGUUGGUGCUGAGGGUGGCUACGACGUCCAGAAGGCUGCCAUCACCAAGUACUCCGCUGCCAUUGGCUACAGCGUUCCCCAGUACUCCGCUGCCAUCACCGCCAGCAACAACCUGUCUGUCUUCGCCGCCAGCUACUACCACCGCGUCAACGCUCAGGUUGAGGCUGGUGCUAAGGCUACCUGGGACUCCAAGACCGGCAACUCCGUCGGCCUUGAGGUUGCCAGCAAGUACAGACUCGACCCCUCUUCCUUCGCCAAGGCCAAGAUCAACGACCGUGGUGUCGCCGCUCUGGCUUACAACGUUCUGCUCCGCCCUGGUGUCACCCUUGGCCUUGGUGCUUCCUUCGAUACCCAGAACCUGAACCAGGCUGCCCACAAGGUCGGUGCCAGCUUCACCUUCGAGGCUUAAGCGACUCUCUCUGUACUAUCUCUCCACGCCUAUAAUACCGUGUUCCGCUAGCUUGAGGAUAGCAAUUUGUGAAUAAUAUUAGACUCUUUUCUAUCUUCAGUUGUUUUCUAGAUGCCAUAUAGCUGUACUCGGAAUGGGUGCAUGUAUAUGAGGCUCCGCGGAUAUGCUGGGAACGGGCGAGUGUGAUCAAAUGCCAACCUUACUAAUCGUGUACCGUAUCUAUCCAUGAUCAAUGUAUAUCAGUUAGGACCGA